AUGGCCGAGACGGCCGACGCCCCGCUCCUGACGAGCCACAAGCAGGCCAAGCUGGCCAAGGCGCCGUCCAUCGACGACACCAUCGAGACGUACAUCGGCGCGACCGGUUCCAUGCAGCUGCUUAAGGCCGUUCUGCUGGCAUUCGCGUGGGCCUUCGACGCGCAGCAGGUGUUCAUCUCCGUGUUCACGGACGCGGAGCCGGAGUGGCACUGCACGGGCGCCUCGGCGUCCUGCUCGCCGGCCGCACCCCCGGCCUCGCCGUGCGCGCUCCCCUCUGGCGCGUGGGCGUGGGACCGGCCGGCCGAGACGACGGUGGUCUCCGAGUGGGCGCUCAAGUGCGCCGGCCCGGCCCUCGUCUCGCUCCCGGCGUCGUCGUUCUUCGCCGGCUGCCUGGCGGGCGGGUUCCUGCUCACCACGCUCGCGGACUCGCUCCUCGGGCGCAAGAAGAUGCUGCUCACUUCCCUGGUGUCCAUGUCCGUCGCCGGCGUGCUCACCGCGUUUGUGCCGAACGUGUGGGCGUACGCCGCGCUGCGGUUCGUGUCCGGGUUCGGCCGCUCCAUGGUGGGCACGUGCACGCUGGUCCUGUCCACGGAGCUCGUCGGGAAGAGGUGGCGCGACACGGUGAGCGUGGCCGGCUUCAUCUUCUUCACCGUCGGGUUCCUGUCCCUCCCGGCGCUCGGCUACACGUUCCGCGAGGCGUCAUGGCGGAACAUGUACCUCUGGACGUCCGUGCCUUCGCUCUGCUACUCCGUCAUACUUUACUUUCUCGCCCAGGAGUCGCCGCGGUGGCUGCUGGUGCGCGGCAGGAAGCAGGACGCCAUGGAGACGCUGCAGCAGAUCGCGUCGCUCAAUGGCAACAGCAUCACGUCCAGCUUCUCCAUGCUGCACGCGUGCAACAUGCAGGAGGACGACGGAGGCGCCGGCGGAGCCGGGGCCGUGUUCUCCACGAUGCGGGCGAUGUGGGAGCGGCCGUGGGCGCUACGGAGGCUGGCGGCGAUCAUGACGACCGCCUUCGGCGUCGGCAUGGUCUACUACGGCAUGCCACUCAACGUCGGCAGCCUGGGGACCAACCUCUACCUGAGCGUCACGUACAACGCUUUGGUUGAGCUGCCGUCGGCCAUCCUGUCGUUGAUCUUCAUCGGCCGGAUCAACCGGCGGAGCUCGGUCGUCGCGCUCACCGUGGCGGCCGGUGCCUUCAGCCUCGCGUGCGUCGUCAUCCCAGAGGGCUCGGCGGCGCGUAUGGCGGGCGAGUUGCUCUCCUUCUUCUCGACCAUCACGGCGUUCAACCUCAUCCUGAUCUACUCCAUCGAGCUGUUCCCGACGUCCGUGCGCAACUCGGCGGUGGGGCUGGUGCGGCAGGCACUGGUGCUGGGCGGCGUGGUCGCACCCAUGCUCGUCGCGCUCGGCCGCGAGCGGAGCUUCUGGUCCUUCGGCGUGUUCGGGCUCUGCAUCGGAUGCUUGGGGCUCUUCGCCGCCUGCCUCCCGGAGACCAGGGGGCGGAGCAUGUCGGACACCAUGGAGGAGGAGGAGCACAAGGAGGCCGCCGCUGCGGCUUGCACCAGUGCAACCGACAUCGCCACGAAGGAUGAUAGCGACCUCGUGUAG
Miscanthus lutarioriparius is the source of this 1605-nucleotide messenger RNA. Lineage: Eukaryota; Viridiplantae; Streptophyta; Magnoliopsida; Poales; Poaceae. The record is from the annotation of a GenBank genome assembly.